AUGGGAGGAUGUUUGAUUCAGGAGGGACACCCAGUAAUUUACGCUUCACGAUCACUCACGGAUGCUGAGAGAAACUACGCCCAGAUCGAAAAGGAACUGUUGGCAAUCGUCUUCACGUGCGAGCGAUUUCACCAGUUUAUCUACGGGAAUGACAUAAUCGUGCACAGCGAUCACAAGCCACUCGAGGCGAUAAUGGCUAAACCAUUAUCUCAAGCACCCUGUCGCAUUCAACGCCUACUUAUCAGAUUACAGAAAUACAACAUCACGGUACGCUUUGUACCCGAAAAAGAAAUGUUUAUUGCGGAUACGCUGUCAAGGGCAUUUCUGAUUGAAGACACGGACGAACAACAGGAUCUCAAUGAGGACAUUGAAAUCCCGGCGACAACUGACAGGCUCUUAGAGCUAAAACACGCAUCCGAAAAUGACGUGACCCUACAAGAGUUACGAAAACAACUAAUUAAGGGAUGGCCCAGCCACAAGAGAGAGGUCAAACCAAUCAUUGCACCUUACUGGACAAUUAGAGACGAACUUAGUGAGGCUGAAGGCCUACUUUUUAAGGGAAAUCAACUAAUUAUUCCUACAUCUAUGAGGGAAACGAUGUUAAACCUCAUUCACGAAAGCCAUCUCGGCAUAGAAAAAUGCAAAGCGCGUGCCAGAGCUAUUAUUUAUUGGCCUGGUAUGUCGCGUGACAUCUACGAAAAAGUCAGCAAAUGUAAAGUCUGCAUGGAACACCAGCAUAAGAACAUCAAAGAGCCAAUGCUACCACAUGAACGACCGGAACGACCCUGGCAAAAAGUUGGAUCUGACCUAAUGGAACUUAAGGGAAAGGACUAUUUAGUUGUAGUUGAUUACUACUCUAAAUUUAUUGAAGUUUGUCUAUUGCGUGACAAGACAGCCGCUACAGCAAAAUCACACAUGAAAUCGAUAUUUGCAAGGCACGGAAUUCCUGAAGAACUCGUGGCAGACAACGUGCCAUACAACUCAAAGGAAUUUAAGGAUUUCGCCAAAGACUGGAACUUCAAACUUACAACAUGUAGUCCCCGAUUUCCACAGUCCAAUGGACGCAGCGAGAAGGCUGUACAGAUAAUAAAGCGCAUCCUGAAGAAAUCUGACGAUCCGUACAUUGCACUACUGGAGUAUCGCAACACCCCAGUAACAGGAAUGAGCUACUCUCCUGCUCAACUUCUUAUGAGCCGCACUACACGAUCUAAGCUUCCUGUCAACAAGGAAUUACUAGUUCCUAGUGUCCCUACUGGCGUUAGGGAAGAGCUAAAGGCAUGUCAAGACAAACAAGCCAAAUAUUACUUCAAUAGAGGUGCAAAACCACUAGCACCCCUUACACCUAACGAGGGAGUGAGAGUCUAUGACAAGAAGAAAUGGAUACCAGCAACUGUCAAACAAGAAGCUGGAACUCCUCGCUCAUACAUCAUACAGACAGAGACAGGUCAGGGGCUAAGACGAAAUCGACGACACCUUCUUAAGACCAACGAACAAGCUCCCGAAGUAAAACCACCAGAACCAGAGCAGCCUGACUCUCCUACGGAACAACCAACGGCACCCAAAGAACAACCCGAACUUCGCCGAUCAAAUAGAUCUCGCAACGCACCUACUAGAUAUGGAUACGACGAAUAG
Nematostella vectensis (starlet sea anemone) is the source of this 1632-nucleotide messenger RNA. RefSeq lists its product as uncharacterized. Gene Ontology annotation, biological process: DNA integration. The record is from RefSeq and is a predicted model, not a curated record. Lineage: Eukaryota; Metazoa; Cnidaria; Anthozoa; Actiniaria; Edwardsiidae. Bases 1 to 1632 code for a protein of 543 amino acids. Gene Ontology annotation, molecular function: nucleic acid binding. The transcript has a single exon.